This is a messenger RNA of Rosa chinensis, 636 nucleotides long. RefSeq lists its product as uncharacterized. The transcript has 2 exons. NCBI's taxonomy places the organism in Eukaryota, Viridiplantae, Streptophyta, Magnoliopsida, Rosales, Rosaceae. Gene Ontology annotation, molecular function: aspartic-type endopeptidase activity. The record is from RefSeq and is a predicted model, not a curated record. Bases 1 to 636 code for a protein of 211 amino acids. Gene Ontology annotation, biological process: proteolysis.
AUGACAGGUCACCCCAUACCCCGAACAAAAGAGGCAAAGAGUCCUCGUCCAGGUCAAACAGUUAUGGGACCGACCAGCCUCACCUGGAGCCGAGGGCACAACAGGGAUGAGAUACCGGGACCACCCCCAAGGAAAUUCCCGAAGAGCAAACUUACCCAACAUGAUACCGGAAAGUUCUGCACUUAUCAUGAGGAUGCCGGACACAAUACCAAUCUGUGUGUUGCUUUAAAAAAUACAAUCGAGUCCCUCAUCCAGAGGGGCAAGCUUCAAAGAUACCUACCAGCUAAAGAGAUAGGAGCCGUAGAUGUGUACGGCCAGAUCUUCACGAUCCACGGUGGGGGCCCGAAGGAGUUGCCUCCCCAGGGGAGGAAACUAAAUUCUAGUUUCGGCCGUCCGGAAGUUUUCAACUUCCACAAAGCCCCGCAGCAAAACAGUGGCACUAAGUGGACAUCGGUGACAUUCCUGCAGGAGGAGGAAGCCGAUCUCAGGAUGCCCCAUGAUGAUCCCUUCCUAAUCACACUCCAAAUGGACCACUAUUUAAUGUCCAGGGUGCUCGUAGACACCGGGGCCUCAGUUAGCGUAUUAUUCCGCGAUGCAUACAAAGCUUUGAACAGAGGAAGAGCCAAGCUGUCAUAG